Caenorhabditis briggsae is the source of this 435-nucleotide messenger RNA. RefSeq names its product Protein CBR-RPB-9 (gene Cbr-rpb-9). The transcript has 3 exons. Gene Ontology annotation, molecular function: zinc ion binding; nucleic acid binding; DNA-directed RNA polymerase activity. Gene Ontology annotation, biological process: DNA-templated transcription; maintenance of transcriptional fidelity during transcription elongation by RNA polymerase II; transcription-coupled nucleotide-excision repair. Gene Ontology annotation, cellular component: RNA polymerase II, core complex. Lineage: Eukaryota; Metazoa; Nematoda; Chromadorea; Rhabditida; Rhabditidae. The record is from RefSeq and is a predicted model, not a curated record. Bases 1 to 435 code for a protein of 144 amino acids.
AUGAGUCAAGAAUAUGAGGACGAGGAUAUGUAUGAUCCAAGUGCGGGUCUCUCGCCGGCGCCAAGCGACGGCGAUGGAAAGAGCGGGCCUGGAUUCGUCGGAAUCAAAUUCUGUCCAGAGUGCAACAACAUGCUCUAUCCACGCGAAGACAAGGAAUCUCGCGUUUUGAUGUACUCGUGCCGAAACUGUGAACAUCGCGAAGUCGCUGCAAAUCCAUGCAUCUACGUGAACAAGCUCGUUCAUGAGAUUGACGAGUUGACCCAAAUCGUCGCCGACAUCAUCCACGAUCCGACACUUCCCAAGACUGAAGAGCACUCGUGUCCAAAGUGCACGAAGAGAAAAGCGGUGUUCUUCCAGGCGCAAACCAAGAAAGCUGAAGAGGAGAUGAGACUGUACUACGUGUGCAUGUACUGUCAGUUCAGAUGGACUGAAUGA